UAAAGCUUUGGAGGUUCACAGCAAGGUAUAUAAAUCAGCUCGGUUCAACUGGAUCUACCACAGAUUCGGUUGUUUAGUUGAGGAACAGUAGCACUGCUAAAAAUGACGCGGGUUUUGGUUCUUCUCGCUCUUGUAGCAGUGGCUGGUUUUGUCACCUUUGCCAACGCCAAGCCAGGGAAAGUGAUAACACCCAGAGGAGGACAUGUUCCCCUGUCAAAGCACGAGCAGAAGAAACAACCGAAAUUCCAGAUCCAUCAUAAGCACCGUGCGCCUGCUACCCUUCCCAAAUCAUUUGACGCUCGCAAAAAAUGGCCGCAGUGCAAGAGUAUCCUGGAUAUCCGAGAUCAAGGCCAGUGCGGCACUUGCUGGGCCGUUUCAUCUGCCAGCGUUCUAUCUGACCGUCUUUGUAUCGCCGAACUGACAGCCGGCAAGACACCAUCCCAAAUCUACGUUUCCGCUUUGGAUUUGGCCACGUGCAAAGACCUUACCCGCACUCCUGAUGAGAAUUGUGAGGUGGGAGGAGCCACAGAAAACGCAUACAAAUGGGCUACUCUGACUGGUUACAUGACCGGUGGCAAUCUUAACAGCAAAGUCGGCUGUAAACCAUAUCCAGUUGGCAAUGACGGUCCUAUGCCACUAUCGUGCUCGGACAGCUGCACCAACAGUGACUACGACAAAACUCCACAAGACGAUACCGCAUACGUUGACAGUUACUGGACCAGCUACCUUGGAGACAACCCAACGUCGGCCAAGAUCCAGGACAACGUCAACAAAAUGCAGCAAGACCUGUAUGCCAACGGCCCCAUUACCGCUUCCAUCCGAAUUUGGAGCGAUUGGAGCGGUUGGAAAACGUCAAGCGGUGCCUACCGUGGGCCUAGUCCGACCGCGAAGAAGCAAGAAGGUCACGCUGUUCGUAUCAUUGGGUGGGACGUCGAUGCGAAUGGCAUUAAAUACUGGCUAAUUGCCAAUUCCUGGGGUGUCGGUGAUCAGUGGAAUUCCCGUGGUGACAAGGGUGUCUACUGGAUAGAAAUGGGCAAGAACGUUGUUGGCAUCGAAGGCUCUCCGACAGCUCCCGUAAUUGUCAUGCCGAACAACUGCGGUGCAUUCUGCAGUUCGCCCAUCACCCAGAUCGUCCGCAUGGAUUCCACUGACCUGAAUUCGAACAGCUAUGCCUUCCAGGGUAACUGCGUCACCCAGGUGACCGUUGGCGGCGAUGGCACCAUCACCACAACUGGAUCGCCGCAGCCAAUUAGCAAACUCUUUGUGGGCGGCCCCGCUGGACCAAUUACCAGCUGGAUGGGUGGCAAUGGUCCCAGCGAUCCUCUUUGGAUCAUCAAUCCCAGUGGCGAGGCUGGCUCUUGUUCGCCUCCAGCGAGUGGAUCCACUAAAGUUUCCUGCACCGGAGGCACUGCUACAUCUGGCGCAUCUGCUCAAACAUAUGUUGGCUCAGACAAGAUUGUUUUCUAUAACGAUCAGAAGGACUGGCUUUUUACAUUUAAGAGCGGAAGCACUAGCGGCAGUGGUGCGCCGAUUGAUGACGCCAUCAGCAGCAAGUUCAGCCAAGUGAACGCUCUAUACAACAUCGACAAUUCGCAGGUGUUGAUCUGCGGGUUGGAUACGAGCGGAACGUCGGCUUGCGCCACCAUGCAGAUGUCCGAUAAUACGGUCAGCGAUCCCAAACCGUUGAACAGUAUGGUCAGCAACUGCUAAACGAUUCGUUUGGAUUUCAACUCUUGCGAAUGGGUUGCCUCACAUUCGGUCAUCAGAAGAACACUUUGUUGGAUUUCGCUUUUUUUAAACCUUGCUCGCGCUGAAUGUUGAUACGUAACUAAAAGCUGAUAUGGUUUCGGGUUGGUGUUUUUAUGUUUAUGAGUUAAAGCGCAUUUUGACAAGCUACGCUACUUUCGGUUGAAAAAUUUGAUAAAAUAAAAUAAUUGUUUGAAGUGGGUGUGCAAAAAUCUGUUCUCCUUAACUCAAACUAUGGCGGAAUUAAAGCAAACUGAAAAA
Molecule: messenger RNA, 2007 nt
Organism: Paramacrobiotus metropolitanus
Lineage: Eukaryota; Metazoa; Tardigrada; Eutardigrada; Parachela; Macrobiotidae
Product: cathepsin B-like cysteine proteinase 5
Exons: 9
Coding region: 103-1710 (535 amino acids)
Cellular component (GO): lysosome
Molecular function (GO): cysteine-type endopeptidase activity
Source: RefSeq, a predicted model, not a curated record